Nyctereutes procyonoides (raccoon dog) is the source of this 3114-nucleotide messenger RNA. RefSeq names its product ADAM metallopeptidase domain 8 (gene ADAM8). The coding region runs from base 201 to 2546 and encodes 781 amino acids. NCBI's taxonomy places the organism in Eukaryota, Metazoa, Chordata, Mammalia, Carnivora, Canidae. The record is from RefSeq and is a predicted model, not a curated record. Gene Ontology annotation, biological process: positive regulation of membrane protein ectodomain proteolysis; inflammatory response; regulation of cell-cell adhesion. The transcript has 24 exons. Gene Ontology annotation, molecular function: metalloendopeptidase activity; cell adhesion molecule binding.
UCGACCUAGUCCCCAGCACAGAGCCGCCUCCCGCCAGCAGCGUCCCUGGAACCCGGAUCCCGCACACGGCGCUCAGGUCCCGGCCCGGCCCCGGAUCCCCGCCGCGUGCCUGGAGCGCGCCCCCGUCCCGGCCCCGGAUCCCCGCGCUCCCCCCGGUCCGGCCCCGGAUCCCCACCGUGCGCCCGGAGCGCGCCCGGGCCAUGCGCCGCCUGGGGCUCCAGCUGCUCGCGCUGUGUCUGCAAGUGGCCGCCCCCAGGCCCCCCCUGCCCCAUGUGGAGCAGUACGAGGUGGUGUGGCCCCGACGUCUGCCAGCGCCCCGAGCCCGCCGAGCCCUGCCCUCCCACCUGGCUCAGGACCUGUACCCAGAGAGUGUGAGCUACGUCCUUGGGGCCCAAGAGCACACCUUCACCCUGCACUUGCGGAAGAACAGGGACCUGGUGGGCUCGGGCUACACUGAGACCUACAGGGCUGCCAACGGCUCCCAGGUGGUGGAGCAGGUACAAGGGCAGGAUCACUGCUUCUACCAGGGCCACGUGGAGGGCCAGCAGGACUCCGCCGCCAGCCUCAGCACCUGUGCGGGCCUCAGGGGCUUCUUCCGGGCUGGCUCCACCGUGCACCUCAUCGAGCCGCUGGAGGGGGGCGGUGAAGAGGGGCAGCACGCGCUGUACCGAGCGGAGCACCUGCUGCGGAAGGCCGGGACCUGCGGGGUCAGCGACAGCAGCCUGGAGAAGGCCUUGGGGCCUCGGGUGUCGGCGGCCUUCCGGCCCCGGAACCGGCCACUGGCCCGAGACACCCAAUACGUGGAGCUGUAUGUGGUGGUGGACAGCACAGAGUUCCAGAAGCUGGGGAGCAGGGCCGCCGUGCGCAGCCGGGUGCUGGAGGUCGUGAACCACGUGGACAAGCUCUACCAGGAGCUCGAUUUCCGGGUCUUCCUGGUGGGCCUGCAGAUCUGGAACCAUGGGGACGAGAUUCACGUGAGCCCCAACCCCGACACCACCCUGGAGAACUUCCUCCGGUGGCGGGUGGAGAACCUGGUGGGGCGGCACCAGCACGACAACGCACAGCUCAUCACGGGGGUCGACUUCACCGGGACCACCGUGGGACUGGCCAAGGUGUCGGCCAUGUGCUCCCGGGAGUCGGGGGCUGUGAACCAGGACCACAGCCUCGGGAACCCGGUCGGCGUGGCGUCCACCAUGGCCCACGAGAUGGGCCACAACCUGGGCAUGGACCACGACGACAACAUUCAAGGCUGCUACUGCCCGGUGCCCCAGGAGGGCGGCGGCUGUGUCAUGGCGGCCAGCAUCGGCACCGAGUUCCCUAAGAUGUUCAGCCACUGCAGCCGCACGGACCUGGAGGUUUUCAUGGAGAAGCCGCGGACGGCCUGCCUGGCCAACGCCCCGGACCCCGACCGGCUGGUGGGCGACCCCGUGUGUGGGAACCGGUUUCUGGAGCGUGGGGAGCAGUGCGACUGCGGCCCGCCCCAGGCCUGUCAGAACCCCUGCUGCAACGCCACCACCUGCCGGCUGGCUGCGGGGGCCGAGUGUGCGCAGGGCGCCUGCUGCCGCGAGUGCAGGGUGACCCCUGCCGGUGAGCUGUGCCGCCCCCCAAAGGAUGCGUGUGACCUUGAGGAGUACUGUGAUGGCCAGCAGCCAGCGUGCCCGGAGGACGCCUUCCAGGAGAACGGCACGCCCUGCCCAGGAGGCUACUGCUACAAUGGGGUCUGCCCCUCGCUGGCCCAGAGGUGCCAGGACUUGUGGGGGACAGGCUCCCGGGUUGCCAUUGAGACAUGCUACGCCCACAGCCUCUCUCCAGGCUGCCAGGGCAGUUUCCUUCUUGGCUCCAGCAGAGUCAACAAGUGUGGCGUCCUUUACUGUGAGGGAGGACAGAAGCCUCUGGAACGGAGUGCCUGCGCCCUCACCUUCCCCACGGGCACCUGCCAGGCUCUCGUCCUGGAGGGAGGUGCUCGGUAUGAGCCCGUGCCUGAGGGCACCCGGUGCGGCGAGGACAGGAUUUGCUGGAAAGGACUCUGCCAGCACCUGCAAGUUUACAGAUCCAGGAACUGCUCCGCCCAGUGCAACAACCAUGGGGUGUGCAACCACAAGGACGAGUGCCACUGCCACCCGGGCUGGGCGCCCCCCUACUGCACAGAGCUGCUGCCGCACAGGCACACAGGGUCCAGGGACCUCCUGGUGGGCGUGCUGAUGUUCGUGCUGCUGCUGGCUCUGGCGCUCCUGGUGGCCAUGCUCCUCUACCGGAAGGGCUGGAUCCCCACCUGUAGGAGGAGCGCAGCGCCCGCGACUGCCAAGGGGCUGUCCAACCCCUGUUCCACGAGGGGCAAGGCGUGCCGGCCAAGGGUGGGGCUCCGGGCCCCACCAUCCACCCCUGCCAGCCCGCCAGGCCCAUGGCCUCCGCGGCGACCCCUAAGCAGCCACCCUUCGCUCCUUCAGCCACCUUGUGCAACCCCGCCUUCACGGUUCCUGUGUACACCCGGCCGCCCCCACAGCAGCCCAGGCCUGCUCCUCCUGCCGCGCCCCUCCCUGAGCUGAAGCCCAAGCAGGUUGUCAAGGCGACCUUACCACCCCCGGUGCCCCCGGUCAAGCCCGGGACUGGAGCUGCCAAUCCUGGUGCCUCACAGGGCGGGGGUCCUCCCAAGGUGGCUCUGAAGCCCCGGGUGCAGAGGAGGUGACGGGCCUGAGCGGGAGCUGCUGCUGCGUCUGCUGAAGGGGCCUCGCCCGGCCUGGGCCCCCGCCCCGCCCCCGGACAGGUCAGCCCGGAGAAGUGCUGACGGAAGAGCCGAGGCGGCGGCCGCGUCUCUGCUGCACCCCUACCCGGGACCCCGGCCGCGCCCCUGCUGCACCCCUACUCGGGACCCGGCCCUCCCUCCAGGGGCACCUGCGGCCAGGCUGAAACUGCGUUGAAAAAUAUUUUCUGAUUAAGUUAUUGAUCAAGUUCUAAGUAAUGGGAAAUUGUUAUUAAAUCGAUGGAAGAGGGAUCCCUGGGUGGCGCAGCGGUUUGGCGCCUGCCUUUGGCCCAGGGCGCGAUCCUGGAGACCCGGGAUCGAAUCCCACGUCGGGCUCCCGGUGCAUGGAGCCUGCUUCUCCCUCUGCCUGUGUC